AGCCAAUCAGGAGUCCACAUCCUGUACCAGCUCACUGUAACAGUAGUGCGGUUCAGAAGCGGAUAUCCAGUUAGCUAAUAUAUUGAUAGAAAGCUAAAAACAAACAACUUUACAUUUAUUCGGUUGGAGAGUUUCCUGUUCAGAACGUCCCCUGGGGAACCAGCUUACACUAUAGCCGUAAACUGCACCAUGGUCGGUGUUAAAGUGAUCGGGAGCGACCCGGACUUCCAACCAGAGCUAGCGGCCGCCGGCUCCAGGCUAGCAGUGGUGAAGUUCACAAUGGCUGGGUGUCGGCCCUGCGUCAGAAUAGCUCCAGCGUUCAACACGUUGAGUAACAAGUACCCACAGGUCGUCUUCCUUGAAGUAGAUGUUCAUGUCUGUCCGGCAACAGCAGCAGCCAACAACAUCUCAGCCACACCGACAUUCUUGUUCUUCAGGAACCGAGUCCGGGUGGAUCAGUACCAGGGGGCGGACGCUGCAGGUCUGGAGGAGAAGAUCAAACAGCACACAGAGAACGACCCGGGAAACAAUGAGGACUCUGACAUUCCAAAGGGAUACAUGGACCUCAUGCCAUUUGUCAACAAGGCUGGCUGCGAGUGCCUCAACGAAAGCGACGACUGUGGCUUCGACAACUGCUUAAUUAAAGACUCCUCUUACCUGGAGUCUGACUGUGAUGAACAGUUGUUGAUAACGAUGGCCUUCAACCAGCCAGUGAAACUGUUCUCUAUGAAGCUACAGUCCUCAGACUUUGCUCAAGCCCCGAAGGUGGUGAAGGUGUUCAUCAAUCUGCCUCGGUCAAUGGGUUUCGAUGAUGCAGAACGGAGUGAGGCCACUCAGACUCUGGAGCUGUCGGAGGAAGACUACAAAGAUGACAGCUUGGUCCCUUUGCGUUACGUCAAGUUUCAGAAUGUACAGAGUGUUACGUUGUUUGUCAAGUCGAACCAAGGAGAUGAGGAGACAACAAAAAUCAACUACCUGACGUUCAUAGGUACUCCAGUACAAGCCACCAACAUGAGCGACUUCAAAAGGGUUGUAGGCAAGAAAGGUGAGAGUCACUGAAUGUGAGAACAAGGGGAGGGAGGAUGAGGAGAAGAAGAAAAAGAGGACGAGGUCGCAGAUGCAUCCCAAGGACUUUCCUCUCUGCCAAAGCUACUACACACAAAACUGUCAAACAUACACACACAGCGCCCAGCUGUCCUCCUCGAGCUCUGAAUAUAAUCUCCGUCUGUGGAGACUUGGUCUAUAAAUCAUUUGUAUUGUAAUUCUGAUGAAAUCACUGUAAAUAAAAUCCAAUCCUUUUUCAAAGGCA
Molecule: messenger RNA, 1309 nt
Organism: Mugil cephalus (flathead mullet)
Lineage: Eukaryota; Metazoa; Chordata; Actinopteri; Mugiliformes; Mugilidae
Gene: txnl1
Product: thioredoxin-like 1
Exons: 8
Coding region: 190-1059 (289 amino acids)
Source: RefSeq, a predicted model, not a curated record